AUGGCACGACGGAAUCUAAGAAUUCAAGAAUUCGAUGUCAGCACCAAUUCUAAUGGAGCUUCAAGGGUGCUAUGUGGCCAGCUAGGAUGCAGAUCUUUCCAAGUUGUCGCAGGAGGGGAUGAUGCAAUGCAAGUGCGACUCUGAAAAAUAUCAAAACCAGAGUCUCUUCUAUCUUUACCUGGGCAUUCUUCUGCGAUUACUUCAGUAGCAUUCAGCAGCGAAGAGAUUGAAUUAUAUUCUGGCUCAUUCGGUGGCACAGUUAUUGUAUGGGACCUCAAUGCACAAAAAGCAGUCAGCAGUCUUAAAGGUCAUUUAUCUGCUUGUACCACUCUUUCUGCUUACCCCAAUGAAGGACAAACAUAUUUAGUUACAGGGUCUUCUGACUGCAACAUCAAGUUUUGGGAUUUAAGGCGAAAAGCUUGCAUUCAGACCUUUAAAGGACACAGAGGAAAUGUCAAUGUUGUAUCAUUUAGCCCAGACAGUCGAUGAAUUGCUUCAGGAGGGGCAGAUGGGACUGUCAAGAUUUGGGAUCUCAGCACCUCAAAAAAGCUCUGUGAUUUCUCAAUAAAUGACUCUCCAGUAACCUGUCUGCAGUUCAAUCCUCAGAACUUGUCAAUGUCUUCAGGACACCAAGACAGGACUGUCCAGCACUGGGACUUGGAAAAUUUUGGACACAUUUCACAGACAACCCCUGAAGCUAACCCAAUACAAAGGAUAUGUUUUGAGACGUCUGAAGGUAGAAUGCUUUUUACAGCUGCAAAUGACUCACUUAAGCUCUGGGAUAUUGAAAAUGGUGAACUUUAUGACUCAAUAGAGUCCUCGUGGAAAGGAGUUGUAGAUUUGGCUAUUAAUGAAAAGGACAAUAUUUUGGCUGGUUUGUGUGUAAAUAACAGCUCAUUUUCAUUGUGAAGCACAGAUUUGAGCCAGGUCAGCUACGACACCCCAAGAAUUGAAGAACAAAAAGUAAACCCUAUCGAGGUCAGGCCGAAAAAAAGAGAAAAAGUUGAAAUGGGGGCAAGCUUCGUAGAAGCGCGCAGCAACGCACCUAUAGGGCUCAAUUUUCAAGAGUUCAUGCCAAAGGUGGAAGCUGAAAGCUCUAACGACUCAAAGAUUCUUUCAGAAAUUGAUGAAAAUCAUGAUAGAAUUUUGACUGUAAUCAAGAGGCGCACUGAAAGCAUUAAUUUAGUGCUCAACUGAUGGCUUGGAGGGAACAUGUCAGCCACUAUAAAUGCUUUGAAUAUGAUGAAUGAUAUCAGUGUAAGGGCUGACGUCCUGCGAUACUGCUUCACAGACUGCCGGCUUGACUGUUUAAGUCUUGAGCACUGUGCUUCAAUCUUACCAUUGGCCAAAAGUCUGAUCGACUCAAAAUACGAAGCUUACAUAAGAACUGGGAUGCUUGUAGUCUCAACCCUUCUAAAGCAAUUCCGAAGCCUUAUCACAAGCACUCUUACUGUCCCUGUAAUGAUGGGAGUUGAUCUAGCCAAAGAAGAAAGAAUAAAAAAGUGUGAAAGCUGCUUGGCUGCAUUCAAAAGUGUCAAUGAGUCCCAAGGGCUUGAGAAAAACUCAAAAAGAGAAAACCCAACUGGAGAAGCAGGAAAAGAGCUUAAAAGAAACCUGGAAACGUUUAUAGGAGAGUCUAAGCGAAUGUAA
This is a messenger RNA of Blepharisma stoltei, 1650 nucleotides long. The record is from the annotation of a GenBank genome assembly. Lineage: Eukaryota; Ciliophora; Heterotrichea; Heterotrichida; Blepharismidae.